UUCACUGGCCGUUGACACGAAUGCAGGAAAAUGCUGCCUCAGCCGAACAGGCAUUAAAACUCAUCAAAACUUGAAUGAAAUGAUCAGUGUACAUUUGCCGUUGCCAGUCUCAGUGAGUAGUGAGUGCUACGGUGCCAUAAUGAAUUUUAUCUGUAGGAAUCUGUUCGUCGUGGUAACAAUUUUAAUCAUUUCACGAGGAUUGUAUACUCGAGGAAUAGUUCCUUCAAUUGGUAAAGUGAACGACAGAUUUUCAGAAAGUGGUCAGUUUGUAGAAAUUAGUGAUUCUGCUAAACAGAAGCCAGUGAAUAAAAGUGAAUUUGAUAUUCCACCAGAAUUUUACUUCGUUCCAAACUCUAACGACAAAGGAGAAACUCAACAGUACGAAGAGCUGGCGAGAGGACUGCGCACCAAGAAGUCGGGGCCCGUGCCAGAGGCCGCAAUGUGCUUCGAGCUCCCUGCGCAAAUUCCCGGCGAAGUGCCAAUGACGGUCUGCGAGCCUAUUAGUGUGGCACGUGGGCCAUCCCAUGGCACCAACACUGCGCGUUACACCGGCCCCCCGCACUCAACAACUCCCCUCGUAGUUCUUCCUCCACGUCAAGUCGCCUCUGCAUCACCCUGGCCCCCGGCUCACAACAUUCAGUCAGUUGACGGUAACAGUUUACCUCCACAAGGCGCAAAUCAUGUGCCCCCCAUGCAGUUUCCAGAUCUCAUGCUGCCGCCCUUUCAGAUGAACUACGUCCCCUUUCCCCCUCAGAUGAACUACGCUCCCUUUCUCCCUCCCUCUCAGGCUAACUACGCUCCCCCUCAGAUGAACUACGCUCCCAUUCUCCCUUCUUCUCAGGCGAACUACGCUCCCAUUCCCCCUUCUUCUCAGGCGAACUACGCUCCUCUUCUCCCACCCUCUCAGGCGAAUUACGCUCCCCUUUUCCAUCCCUCUGAGGCGAACUACGCUCCCAUUCUCCCUUCUUCUCAGGCGAACUACGCUCCCAUUCCCCCUUCUUCUCAGGCGAACUACGCUCCUCUUCUCACACCCUCUCAGGCGAAUUACGCUCCCAUUUUCCAUCCCUCUGAGGCGAACUACGCACCCUUCCCCCCUCAAAUAUACUACACACCACCUCUCUCUAAAACUUACUAUGCACCCCCUCCCCAUCAUUUGUUCUACGCAUCUCCCGACUUAUUCUAUAAUUAUGGCGACGCUAACAAACCAGAGGGAGCACCUCCAGCCGUUGAGUCUCAAGGCGUUCCAUCCAAGAAUAGACCGACGAAUAAGAUAAAGAAUCAAGAAGAAAAACACAAGGUACCAUCUCCAUUGGAAGAUGCAGUCUCAUCAAAUGACGAGCUCAAAGCCAGAGCAGCUAACACAAACGCGUAUCCUGUGGCACAAGAAGGACCUCCUAGCCAAUUUUAUGGUUCGAACAACCAACAUCUGCCAGAUCGAGGACAUCCGAAUUCCAUGUACCAUCCAAGCAGUGCGAGCCUCUUCACAUCCGGACAGAACUUCGACAAAAGCUCAGAAUCACCUUCAAUGAAUAAGUUCGCUCCUGCUGCUUUGACCUGCAAGAUGCAUGAUUUUGAAGCCAAAAAGCCUAGUGAAUCCAUUGCAUUCCUCCAGCUUUUUCUGAAACCAAAUCCUUAUGUCCAUAACAGCUACAGUGAGGGAGUGCCGGGGAGUAGCAACAGCGCUGGAACUUUCGAUGUACAUGGAAUGGAGGCUGAGAGCGAAAUGGCGCGGCAUGUGCAUCAGCAAGCCGCUCCUUGGGAUUGGUCCCAAGGACAAGAUUUCCAUUUUAACGGAGGGCAGCGUCCGGGCUUAUCGAAGGAGUUGAACCAAGGCCAGUGGUGGAGCGCAGACCGACCGCAAGUCUGGGGUCCACAGCAGAUAAGGUUGGUGCCCAACCACCAUCACCUCCUCCUAAACAAGCAGUUGUUAACGACGGAAUCAAACAAGAAUGGAUUCCAACCACCCAGUCCUGAAGGGAGUCGAUCUUCAGUGGCAACAACACAGCAGCAGGGAACAAAUGAAACAACAGAUAAACAAAUGAGACUCGACGUGGCGAAGGCGAAACUUCUGCAGAGGUAUCAGACGGAAGCUAGAGGGCAGCAGGGAGACAAAGAACUGCCUCUGUCUGUCAGCGUCAGCGACUGCACGGAUGCUCAGCCGUGUGCCAACGCUUCUGGAGAGACAGAGGGUUCCACAUUGCACACAAGGUCAGCUGAUAACAUCGGCGACUCGAAACAUGAAGAUUCCAGAGCAGUCCAUGAUCCAACAAACAACGGAACGGAUCCAAGUGAAAUUCCUGAAAAUGGACCAAACAGCUCUGCUCCUUCGGAUGACACGGAAGACAUCUCAGGGAACUCAACCGCAGGCACGAGCUGCAAGAACUCAAGUUGCUCGGAAGAAGCAGGGAAUUACACGGAAUUGCAGAAAGGCAACACACAAGAAAUCCACAGAGAUUCAAACAGCUAUCCGAAAAAAAUAAUUACUUACGAAAAAAGUACGAUGAAUCUUAAGACUUCUGUUACUGAUUGGCGAAACAACACUGUACAUGAAAAAAAUUUAAACAAGGAAUCGACAGACUCAGUUCCUAGUUUUACAGAGGAAACAUAUGCAUCAAGCACAUAUAACACUUUAAGUAAGAAAGGAUUAAGUCAAAGCCCACUGAAAAUUGAUUCAGCGCAAAUUCCACGUUCAAUCGACAUCCCGAAGAACGAAUUUAGCAACAGAAACUCUUCUCUUCACAACGAAACUGAGACGGCAGUCACGUCCUUGGGCUCUAGCGACAUGAUGACGACAGCGUCCCUGAAGUUCGACACAGAAGUCGAGGGGAAUCAAGAAGCUGACAUUACCACGGAAGUGGGUGUUAAUAACGGAAGUUACCCAGAACCACAAGACAACUACACGGAGUCUUCAACAACGAAAACCAGUAAUGAAGUUAGCAUGACUGGCGCAGGCAGAACGACCCCAGGCGAUGUUAUAGUCACUAGCGCAGAAUUUGAUGCGCCUCGUGAUUCAAUUUUGAGCAAGGCCAGAAUUAACAGCGACUCUCAUAAAAUGGACCAUUCUGAUGAAAUAGUUCCACAUUCUAAUGUGAAUAAAUCUGAUACCAUUUCGAAAAAUGCUGUUGGUAAUGACAGUUUUACAAAUCCCACAGACAAAAAUUUAGAUUUCGUUGCGAUUAAAACAAAGAGCCGAGGUUCCAGGGUAAAUUUCAGAAUGGAAAAUAAAACUGUCACGACUGGUACAGGAAAAAUGUUCAGAAGCGAUAUUAUAGUUUCCAGUGCAGAAUCUAACACAUUUCACGAAACCAAUGAGAGUACCGGAGGAGUUAACUCCAACGCCAACGAACCUGGAAACAAUUCAAGCGAAAAUCCGUUUCUGUCGGAGCCAGUAACUGCCGAGACACUCGCUCGUGAAAUGACAACUCCCAGAGAGUCACAAUUGACUCCCUACAGCCUCAACACAGAAUCUGUAGCGACAGCGAUGCCUGUAGAGAGAUCAAGUCACGUGAUCUCCGGCGAGCAGUCUCGGAAUUCAAACAAAAGCAAAGGAGGAGAGGUUCUAUCAACAGGCAGCACUUCCGGUCACGAAAUAAGUUUCAACGGUGAAAUCAAAGACAAUUUCAAUGACUCUAAAAAAUAUGUCAGCGAACGUAUGGGUCACACGAAUGAAUCACAAACAUCACUCCAGUCUGUCGAUGCGAGUUCUCGCCCAGAAGAUUUUAAGAAAUCAAACGUUUCCACGCAGGACGAUGCAUCGACUGUAUCUUCCGACAAAAGAAAUAGUGCGACAGAAAUUACGCCGCCUACUGAGUUCGCUGAAGGAGAAGCUUCGAAGGUGUCAGAUGACGUCAGCGUCACUGAGAAGGGAAACGCUCAAAGUCAGAAAUCCAACCGCCAGAUGAAGUCCGUACGUGGUUUUCCUCAGACAGAUAAACUACAUGUGGGAUAUUCUCACGGCGGAAGUUUCCAGAACAGUGGGAAGAAUCGAACUGGAACGUACACUCAGUUCCAGCCGAUAGCGCCCCCCAACGCCAUGCAAUUUUUGGUUUAUGCAAACGCACAAAAUCCCCAUUAUGUAGGCAACGGAAGGGGUUCCGGGACGCUGUUCAGAAUGUUCCAGCAACCUUUCAUUUACCCUCCCCCUCCUCCUCUCGAGCAUUAUGAUCACUCCGCCGGAUACAAUUCAAAUAUCCGUUCCGGAAAUAAAUAUGAUAGGCGGAGGAACACUGGCGAAGCAACCAAUACGCAGGCAGAGGUGAAUGCUGACGGCCGCAAGGCAGAGGAUGAAUUCCCCGUUUCGAUUACUUUGGGAGACAAAUAACGUGUUGAUUAAUGAGUGUAAAAUUUAUUAUUGUUGGGUUGGAUAAUCUGAAGUUGCAAGUGAGUUUGUGAUAGUGAAGAAUGGAUUCAGUGCAGGACCUCGGGACACAGCAUAACUUUUUAAUAUUACAUAAUUCUCGCCUUCUGAAAAUGGAACCGUGACGGCAGUUCGUACACACAGAGAUUUGUGUGCUAAAUAAGAUUUAGAUAUCUAUUUAAUUGAAGUGAAUCUACCUAGAAGUAUCAAAAUAUAAUUUUAAUACCA
Messenger RNA from Zootermopsis nevadensis, 4585 nucleotides. RefSeq lists its product as uncharacterized. NCBI's taxonomy places the organism in Eukaryota, Metazoa, Arthropoda, Insecta, Blattodea, Termopsidae. The record is from RefSeq and is a predicted model, not a curated record.